Messenger RNA from Polypterus senegalus (gray bichir), 3324 nucleotides. RefSeq names its product paired related homeobox 1b (gene prrx1b). Lineage: Eukaryota; Metazoa; Chordata; Cladistia; Polypteriformes; Polypteridae. Gene Ontology annotation, molecular function: DNA-binding transcription factor activity, RNA polymerase II-specific; DNA binding. Gene Ontology annotation, biological process: regulation of DNA-templated transcription. The record is from RefSeq and is a predicted model, not a curated record. Bases 431 to 1072 code for a protein of 213 amino acids. The transcript is spliced from 5 exons.
CGAGAGCGCUUGCUCACAUGUACAUCUGUAAGACAUCAUCUGGACUCAAAGCUUAGUCAUUUAUUAUGAGUUCACGGGAGUAAGGAAAGGAGAACCGAUUUCCUCGAAGAUGUUGUUUAAAAGCUCAGACUUGGCGAUUUAACAUCGAUUAAGAAAGCAUUAACUUCUGGACUUUGGGGCACUUUCGUAAAUUUUCUACUAUUAUUCUUCCAGUUCCGUCCCAAUAUUCGUGGACUUCCUACUUUCUGAUGUGCAUGGCAAGCGCCGUAAGUGUCAACCUCACCGACGUGUGCUGGUGACCGCUUCUCUUUCUUCCGUAGCAGCACUGGGCAGAAAAGGGUGAAAUUUCCUUUAAAGAAAUAGGACCAAGUCGUAUUUUGAAGUACGCGUUUAUUUUGUGUGCAAGGAAUAUUUUGGACUUUUUUCAGCUAUGACUACUAGUUAUGCUCAUGUAAUGGACAGGCAGGCUUCCAUUUCUAGUCGUUUGGAGAGUCCGAUUACAGCCAAUCUGGAAAAUCUACAGGCUAAAAAGAACUUUUCCGUCAGUCACCUGCUGGAUCUAGAGGAGGCAGGGGAGAUGGUUGGGACGCAGCCGGAGGAAGGCGCCACCGAGGCGGGACGGAGUAUGCUGGAGUCCCCGGGUUUGACAAGCGGCAGCGACACCACGCAACAGGAGAAUGACCAGUUAAACUCAGAAGAGAAGAAGAAAAGAAAGCAACGGCGAAACAGAACUACCUUCAACAGCAGUCAGCUUCAGGCACUGGAGAGAGUAUUUGAAAGGACGCACUACCCUGAUGCCUUUGUACGAGAGGACCUUGCACGUCGUGUAAAUCUCACUGAAGCCCGCGUCCAGGUAUGGUUUCAGAAUCGGAGAGCCAAGUUCCGAAGGAAUGAGAGAGCCAUGCUUGCCAGCAAAAAUGCUUCCUUGCUCAAGUCCUACUCAGGGGACGUGACUGCUGUAGAACAGCCAAUUGUACCUCGUCCUGCUCCACGGCCUAACGACUAUCUCUCCUGGGGCACUGCUACACCCUACAGCAUUUUCCCACAAGACAUUCCUCCAAAAUUCUGGUAGAUUGGAGUCCAUGACCACAUAUGAUGUGCUGAAAGCCUGAUACAUUUAUACUUAUUCAUGAAAAUGAAUUCAGUGAUCAUAAGCUAAGACGUCUGUGUGUUUGUUUAAGGAUGGCAGAAGAAUAAUGCAAUGGAAAGAUGAGACAAAGUAUUUGGAAAACAAAGUGGAACAACACUUGAAGUGUACAGGUCUCUAAAAUGUCAUAAAACCGUCCCUUGUGAAACUCCCACAGACUUCCACAGAAUUUUAAGUACACUUUCCUGUGCAGAGUAACUGGGACAACAGAUAUUUUAGUACAUGUCAAAAUGCUAAAUUAUUUCAGUUCUUUCCAGUUAUACUUUUUCCAAAUAAAAUGGUUGUUCCUUGAUAUAAUUAUCUCCUUAUAUCAGGUUAAUCUGUACAAUGACAAACUUCAUGUUUCUUUUUGUCUGUUCUUUCUCAUAUUGUAAUAAUCUGAUCACCUAUUUUAUAUCUAAAUGGGACUGCUUCAUUUAUAGUUUGAGAAGAAACAAGCUGUAUGGUUUCUUUAAAGGUAAAUCUAUGCAACUGACAUUUCAUUUUUACAAAAAAGACACACUGAUUAAAGCAACAGAACUUACAACCACAUGACAAGAUGAAAAUGCAAGGAACAAAGAAGAAAGAUCUGACAAAUAAUAAAGAGAUCUGGCAUUUUUCUGGAAGUUAGUUCUGAAAAUGGAUUUAAAUAAUAAUUUGGUCAGCUAUCAGUAGCGUCAUAUUUUAUUUUAAUGAUAUACUACAUGUGGAUAAUACAUUGAGUAGACUUGCUGCCUUAUGGAUCUUACAUCCUGGGUUCAAGUCCUAUGCCUGGUUAUUUGCCUGUGCAGAAUUUACAUGUUCUUCACAUGUCUAUGUUUGAGCUCUUUGGGAUCUUUGAUUUUUCUCCCAUGAUCCCAAUGAUUUACACGUUGAGUGGUGAGUAUGGUGGUGUGAAUGGGUGGAACCUACAAUGGACUGGUGCCGGAGCUGUUUCCUGCUUUAUGUCUAGUGCUGCUGGGAUAGGCUGUACCUGCCCUACAAUGAAUUAAGCAGAUUUCAGAAUGUUUUGCAGUCUCCACACCUAUGUUUAUGCACAUCAGUAUUCCCUGACAGCAUGCCUCCUUGUGCAAAGAGAUGUGGGAAACCAUUUUAAAGGGAGUAAGAAAUCGAGACCUGUGCUGGUUAUCUUACCAACUUGCAAUCUUAUCUAUACUUUAAUUGACUGGCCUGGCUCCUUUGUUAGAGCAUCCAGCCAUCCAGCUUCACAUAAUGGUUGAGAAAUUGAACACUAUGAAUGUUAAACCAUAUAUUUCAUUAUGGAUUUAAGACUUUCUUUAAAAUCAUUUGUAGAUACGUAAAGUAUAUGACACCAUUUCAAAAGUCCAGUAUAGGAGCUCCUCAAGGCUGUGUUCUGUCUCUGUUACUAUUUAUGCUGUAUAUUAAUAAUCUGAGACAGAACAGUGGCCAUUGCUCAAUUAUCAAGUAGGCUGAGAACAACAUGCUGAUAGGGUGAAAUAGCUGCAGAGAAUAAAAGUUAUUACUUCAACAAAUUGGGCUGUUUAGUAAACUGGAUUAAGAAGAACAAUCUUACUUAAACGUCAAAAAGUCCAAAUAAAUGAUAUUUGACUUUAAGAGACAGAAAUCUCUAUGUUCACAUCUCAUUUGUUCUGGGGGAGGUGGCAGAGAUAGUGACCCAAUGUAUACUGUAUAUAUACUUAGGGACACAUCUAGAUAGCAAUCUAAACUGGAGUAUUAACACAUAGAGUAUCUGUUCUUAAUGCAAUCACUUCUUGAUUCUCCUUUGUAACUGUUUAAAGUGGUCAGUGACCUCAUGUAGGCCUUUUAUCACAAUGUGAUCCAGUCUGUCAUCACUUUUAGCUUCAUUGCCUACUUUAGUGGUUUAACAAAUCAAAAAUACAUAAAAGCUCUGGCAGGUUACCAAACAUAAAGCCUGAAUUAUUGAAACUAAUGUAAAUUAUUUGGUAAGUGUGUAUCCGUGAUCAGUGUUGAAGAAACUGGGAAACAAUGACAGAUACCUUUGAAGUGCUGAACUUUCCUUCACUAAUUCAGUAAGGCUAAUUGCGAUAGAGACCCACAUAAACUACUCGAAAAAUUCCUUUUUUCAUAGAGGUACAGUAUAUGGCUUUUUAAUACAAAAUAUCAAAGAUGCUAAAGAGUUUUUCAAAUGUAUUGUGUAAUGUGCUGUUUUUUUCAAAUGAUGUAAAUGGCCCAAAAAUACAGCGUAACUUUUAACA